Messenger RNA from Melitaea cinxia (Glanville fritillary), 399 nucleotides. RefSeq lists its product as uncharacterized. The transcript has a single exon. The coding region runs from base 1 to 399 and encodes 132 amino acids. The record is from RefSeq and is a predicted model, not a curated record. Lineage: Eukaryota; Metazoa; Arthropoda; Insecta; Lepidoptera; Nymphalidae.
AUGGAAAGGGAGCGCAGGUCACUGUCCGUCCGCUGCAAUAUGUUAGCCCGCAGAUUUGCACACUGUAAUAAAGAAGUAAAGAUCACGCUUUUCAAAGCAUAUUGCCAGUCGCUUUACACGUGUAGUCUGUGGGUGAACUACACGAGGAAGGCAUACAGUGGUCUGCGCGUCCAUUAUAAUAAUGCAUUUAGGUUAUUGAUGGGGUUGUCUUGGCGGUGCAGCGCUUCAGGUAUGUUCGCCGAAGCGGGGGUGGACUCUUUUGGCGCUAUAAUGCGCAAGCGUAGCGCAUCAAUGUUGCGACGGGUGCGAGCCAGCGCCAACACCAUCCUGGGCGCAUUGACGGAUAGUUUUGACUCGCCGAUAAUGGAGCACUGGAUACGAAUGCACACAGUCAAGUAG